Aspergillus nidulans FGSC A4 is the source of this 2475-nucleotide messenger RNA. Its product is annotated as carnitine O-acetyltransferase facC. Gene Ontology annotation, molecular function: carnitine O-acyltransferase activity; acyltransferase activity; calcium ion binding. The record is from RefSeq and is a predicted model, not a curated record. Bases 1 to 2475 code for a protein of 824 amino acids. Gene Ontology annotation, biological process: carnitine metabolic process. Gene Ontology annotation, cellular component: cytoplasm; mitochondrion. The transcript has 3 exons. Lineage: Eukaryota; Fungi; Ascomycota; Eurotiomycetes; Eurotiales; Aspergillaceae.
AUGACUUAUUCGUCGACCGCAGUCCGUCAUUUUACCGCGCCCAAGCCGCUGGGAUUGACGAUGGAAGCUCCCCGCUCACAUCCGGCUCCUGAGCCGAAGAUAAAGCCUACCACAGUGGAUGGAGGCUUGACGGAUCAGGUUAAGACCAAGAGUGGUGGGAUCACAUUCGCACACCAAGACUCUCUGCCGAAGUUACCUAUCCCGGAUCUUGAGAGCACAUGCAAGAAAUAUCUCGACGCUCUGUCGCCGCUGCAGACUCCUAAAGAGCAAGAAGAGACCAAGGCUGCUGUACGGGAGUUCCUCAAAGGCGAGGGUCCCGGCCUUCAAGAGCGGCUGCAGAAAUAUGCCACAUCGCAAACGAGUUAUAUUGAACAAUUCUGGUACGACUCCUAUCUGAAUUACGACAGUCCUGUCGUUCUCAACCUCAACCCCUUCUUCUUGCUGGAGGACGAUCCAACACCUGCGAGAAACAACCAGCUGACUAGAGCGGCAUCGCUGGUUGUUUCGGCCUUAUCAUUUGUGCGCGCUGUCAGACGGGAGGAGUUGCCUCCCGAUACCGUUCGAGGUACGCCAUUGUGCAUGUAUCAAUAUUCCCGGCUAUUUGGUACUGCACGUGUUCCUACUGAGAAUGGCUGCGUUAUCAGCCAAGAUCCCAAGUCAAAGCAUAUCGUUGUUAUGUGCCGUGGUCAGUUCUACUGGUUUGACGUCCUCGACGAGAAUCAUGACCAAAUCAUGACAGAAAAGGAUAUCGCAAUGAACCUUGAGGUUAUUCUCGCUGAUGCAGAACAAACCCCAAUUCAAGAGGCGGCGAAGGGCGCCCUUGGAGUCCUCAGUACUGAAAACCGCAAGGUGUGGUCGGGAUUGAGGGAUAUCCUAACCAAAGAUGAGCAUUCAAUUAACGCUGAGGGCUUAAACAUUGUGGAUACUGCCCUAUUUGUCCUCUGCCUGGAUGACACCGAGCCUCAUAACAUGUCCGAGCUUUGCGCGAACAUGCUCUGUGGUACGAACGUGGUGGAAAAGGGCGUUCAAGUGGGUACUUGCACGAACCGGUGGUACGACAAGCUGCAGAUCAUCGUGUGUAAGAAUGGGAGUGCUGGAAUCAAUUUUGAGCACACUGGUGUUGACGGACAUACUGUUCUUCGCUUCGCGAGUGACGUCUACACGGACACGAUUCUUCGCUUUGCACGAACCAUCAACGGCCAGGCUCCCAGCUUGUGGGCAACCACUAGCCCUGACCCGUCCAAACGACACCCUCGAAGCUUCGGUGACGUUAGCCCGACCCCCAGAAAAUUAGAAUGGGACAUGUUGCCUGAGCUUAGCAUUGCUAUCCGGUUUGCCGAAUCGCAUCUCGCAGAUCUUCUUCAGCAGCAUGAAUUCCAAGUGCUUGAUUUCAAGGGAUUCGGAAAGAACUUUAUUACCUCAAUGGGAUUCUCACCGGACGCAUUCGUCCAGAUGGCGUUCCAGGCGGCUUACUACGGGCUUUACGGACAAGUGGUAAAUACCUAUGAACCAGCAAUGACCAAGGCUUUCCUGCAUGGACGGACCGAAGCCAUUCGAUCUGUCACCAAUGAAGCCCUCGACUUCGUGAAGACAUUUUGGGCUGAAAACCCUGCUGAGGAUAAGGUGAAUGCCCUUCGAAAGGCUACUGAGAAGCACUCGGCAAUCACGAAGGAAUGCUCCAAGGGACAAGGACAGGACCGCCACCUCUAUGCUCUUUACACCCUGUGGCAGCGACAAUUCGACGAAGCCCCUAGCUCCCGGAACAACAGCGUCGAUGAAGCGUCGAACGGGUACACGAGUCCUGCUGAGAUCGACUCCAUCGCUGGGUCUCCUCUAUCCCCGUCCUCUGUAUCUGAGGUGGAUGGGUUGUCAUCCACUGGCAGCUAUGGCCGGGCUAUGCGUAAUUUGCCUCCCACUCCCGCCAUCUUCAGCGACCCCGGCUGGGACAAGAUCAACAACACAAUUCUUUCCACUUCAAACUGUGGCAACCCCUGCUUGCGGCAUUUCGGCUUCGGCCCAACAUCUGCAGACGGAUUCGGCAUUGGCUACAUUAUCAAGGACGACUCAAUCUCAAUUUGCGCCUCAUCUAAGCACCGCCAAACCGCGCGUCUCAUGCAGACACUUGAGUUGUACCUGCUUGAGAUCCGCAAGUUGCUGCGCGCGACUGUCCACAAGCCGUCCAGCCCGCGGACCAGCCGCGCUCGUGAAAUGGAGAUGAUUGCCGAGCGGGUCCAGCGUGAUCAACGCCGGGGUCGUAUUGUCCGCACAGACGCGGGCCAUCUGCGGGCCGGUACCGAGACGCCCACGACGGACAGCGGGGACAUGGACGAUGAUGGCAUGGGCGGAUAUGGUUUCUUUGAUGCAGGGAUGCUCCUGCAUGCGCUCAAGGGGCUCAACGUGGAUCGCGAGCGGGGUGGCGACAAGACCCCUCGACGACGGUUCGUUGGCAAGAAGCUACGGUUGAAUGAAUAUUGA